AUGGAAAGGAUAAAAAUCCCGACAGGGAGAUACGAUGGGACGACGGAUCCGGAGGAUCACUGCACCACAUUCGAACAGCACAUGAUGCUGUACACAGAUUCUGACGUCAUGUGGUGCAAAGUAUUCCCAUCCACACUCUUAGGAGUUGCAGCAAGCUGGUAUAAGUCCAUAGAGGCACACUCCAUUUACAGUUUUCGACAGUUGCAUGCGUCGUUUUUGUCACGAUUUGUGAGCAAACAGAAGAGAAAGAAAUCGUCGGGAGAGUUGAUGUCGUUUGCUCAAAGAGAUAGAGAUCCGUUAAGAGAUUAUCUCACCCGCUUUAACAACGAAUCAAUCACUAUUCCCAAUUUGCAGCAGGAGGUUGCUGUUCUGGCUCUGAUGAGGGGAAUGCAAGAGUGCGAAUUCAAGAAAUACCUCAGCCGGAAAUCAUACACUAAUCUGGGCGACGUCCUGCACAAGGCCAAUGAGUACAUCAGGGGGGAUGAAAUGAUGAAGAUCUCCAAUGUGGUAGUGGCAACCGGCGGAAAUGUCGGGUACAAUCCAGGCUAUAACCCCCAGGCGGGAAAAGGAGGAAACAAUUUUCAUCAGAACAAUAAUCAGAAAGGGGCAAGCCAGAGAAACCAGAAUAACAGAAAUGCCAAUCCACAGGGGCAGAAACCCCGGCAAGACAGAAGGGAGGCCAGAGGACUCUUUGAUAACUACACUCCGCUGAACACACCGCGGACGGCAAUUUACAACAUAAACAACAAGAUGGACGGCUGGAGAAGGCCGCCACCAAUGCAGAGUAGGGAAAGGAAUGUCAAGAAAUUUUGUGACUUCCAUAAUGAGUACGGCCACCUAACAGAGGACUGCAGAGACCUCAAAGACAACAUUGAGGAUAUGGUCAGAAAGGGGUAUUUUUCACAGUAUAGGGCGAGGCAAGGAAAUGGUAACAACAACUCGGUGGGGGGAAACCCUGCCAAUUCAUACCGGCCACAACAGCAAAACCAACAACAAUACCCUAGAAUCCAACAGCCAUAUCAGCCACCUAGAAUCGAGCAAAAACAGCCGGAAACCAGUGCCAGAGAAGAACAGAGGGAUGGCGGGAAAAAACCACCCGUGUAUGUAAUUUCUGGCGGUCCAGUCCACGGAGGGACAAUAAGCGGCGCCAGUAGAAGUUUGGAGGAACACAGGCACAUGGUAAACUAUCAUAACACAAGAGUGUGGCCUAAGCCACCCAGCAUACCAGUGAUGACGUUCUCGGAAUCGGAUUGCAGAUGCAUCAUUUUCCCGCAUGAUGACCCGCUAGUUCUUACAAUCGAUAUAGCAAAUGCCGAUGUGAACAGAGUACUGGUAGACGGUGGCAGCUCAGCAAACAUCAUCUUCUGGGAAGCCUUCAAACAAUUGCACAUACCAGAGGACGAGCUUCAAAGGGUGAACUACCCAGUAAUCGGUUUCUCAGGAUCUGUACCCAGAGGGUAG
This is a messenger RNA of Spinacia oleracea (spinach), 1461 nucleotides long. RefSeq lists its product as uncharacterized. Bases 1 to 1461 code for a protein of 486 amino acids. NCBI's taxonomy places the organism in Eukaryota, Viridiplantae, Streptophyta, Magnoliopsida, Caryophyllales, Amaranthaceae. The record is from RefSeq and is a predicted model, not a curated record. The transcript has a single exon.